UAUUUUUGUGGCGAGCAGGUAUUUUUAGUUGGACCAGACGCGGUCACACUCUUAUUUACAUCGAACAUAUGAUGGGCACGCCGGAAUUAAAAAUAAUAUUGGAAUUUAGUGCUGGAGCAGAGCUACUCUUUGGAAACAUUAAAAAACGCCAGGUCGCCUUAGACGGAAGUCAAAAAUGGACCAUUGCCAAUCUGCUAAAAUGGAUGAAUUCCAAUAUUUUGACAGAACGAGCGGAACUCUUUCUUCAAGAUGACACCGUACGACCUGGAAUUUUGGUUCUUAUAAAUGACACAGAUUGGGAACUUCUGGGUGAACUUGAUUACGAGUUGCAGCCCAAUGAUAAUGUUCUCUUCAUAUCCACUUUACAUGGCGGUUAACAAAUAGUACAUUAAUUAUUUUU
Molecule: messenger RNA, 400 nt
Organism: Drosophila gunungcola (fruit fly)
Lineage: Eukaryota; Metazoa; Arthropoda; Insecta; Diptera; Drosophilidae
Gene: Urm1
Product: ubiquitin-related modifier 1 homolog
Exons: 5
Coding region: 69-377 (102 amino acids)
Biological process (GO): tRNA thio-modification; protein urmylation
Cellular component (GO): nucleus; cytoplasm
Molecular function (GO): protein tag activity
Source: RefSeq, a predicted model, not a curated record